This is a messenger RNA of Penaeus chinensis, 507 nucleotides long. Its product is annotated as cuticle protein 19-like. NCBI's taxonomy places the organism in Eukaryota, Metazoa, Arthropoda, Malacostraca, Decapoda, Penaeidae. Bases 12 to 437 code for a protein of 141 amino acids. Gene Ontology annotation, cellular component: extracellular matrix. The transcript is spliced from 3 exons. The record is from RefSeq and is a predicted model, not a curated record.
CUCACACCGCCAUGCUCACCACGAUAUUGAUAUGUAGCGUCUUGGUGGCGGCUGCAAAUGCGCGGCCUGAGUCAGUGCCUAGCCACGUCGCCCCCUCGUACCAGGCACCGGCCCGGCCCGCCCCCGCCUACAACGCCCCCGCGCCAGAUCAUGAUCAGAUUCCAGCACAGUACGACUUCACCUACGACGCCCAGGACCCGUACACUGGCAGAAACUUCGGUCACCAGGAGGUCCGUGACGGGUACAACACCCAAGGCUCGUACUACGUUCCCCUCGCCGACGGCCGCGUGCAGAAGGUCACUUACUACGUCGACGGGGAUUCAGGCUUCGUAGCUGAGAUUACGUACGAAGGAACUGCCACCUAUCCAGACCCUGCUCCUUCUUACGAUCCCAAGCCUACUUAUUCUCAGCCCACACCUGCUCCCACCUAUUCCUAGAUCUCGUCCGGACCUCAGAGUUUUCAUGUGAUGUUAAUGUGAUAUUUGUAUAUAAAGUUAUUCAAGCUUG